AUGCCCAGUGCAGUGGCACAACAUAAAGCAAGUAAAAAAAUGAAACCAAAGACUUUGUCGGCCUAUGUAAACUUUGUAAGUGAUACUAGUGCUCCCUCCAUAGAUGGAGUGGAAUUGUCAGUCAAUCUUUACAAUAAACUUUUCCCUGAUUACACAGUCUCCAAGGAAGAGGAAGAAGAGGCCAUUGAAUUGUCCAGGUAUGUGCUUGUACGAUUUUUAGGAGCCCCAGACUAUUUCAAGAACUUUAAGUUGUAUAGAGUGACCGCUGUGAAUUCACAAGCUACGGACAACCUCUCGGUGACGUUUAUAAAUCACACAAACUUGGCCAAGUUCAACGACCAAAUUACAUUAUCCAAGUGCAUUGUCCAAUCUUUAGACUCGAAGAAUAUCCCGAAACUUGAAAGGGUCUUUGUUUCCGUUCCUGAGUCGGUAUACCUGAUCUUGGAGCUGAAGCCUUCCAGUGAUGUCAGAGAUUUAUUCUUGAAAAAGUUCUUGGUGCACACGGGAGGUGUAGUUAGUAGUGGUGAUAUCGUUCGAGACAUAAAUGGUCAAGUCCAGCUCUGUGAACCUGUCUCCCAGGGAAGAAUUGACAGUGGAGUUACCAACAUUGUGUUGAUCAAGACCGCCUACACUGAAGAAGACCAAGAUGGAGUGGUCGAUGGCGCUGCUGGCACUGUAAAUGGAAAUAUCAGUAAGCUUGAGGCAGAAGAUCUGGAUGAAGGAGAUGAGGAAGAAGGAGAUGAAGAUAUCGACUUCUCAUCUUUCCUUAACAGACCUGCCACAUACACUCCCAAGGAGUCGAUUCAACUUCAGGCGAAGCCUUUGCCAGAAAAGCUCACAAUUGAGGGCCAAUCUCCUUCACUUUUGGCAAAGGAAGACCUGGACUUGUUUGUGUUUAUCAAUUCGGCAGAUCUCCUCAAGUUGGGCUUUCCAGUGUUUAAUGGGGACUCUGUCAAAUUGACAACCAAGUCUUCAUCCAGGGAGAUUUCAGUUGUCGUUAAGAUAUUAACCGUAAUAGAGCCAAACAGAACUUUUCACCAAGGGUCAAUAUACCUUUCUCCAAUUUUGCUUUUGAACUUGGAAAUUAACAGUUUGGAAAGUUCAUCCAUUGUAUUAUCUCCAUUAAAAGAUCAUCAGCUGUUACUUUCAAGCUUGCUUCCGACCGCUAAGUCCAUAACUAUAGCUAGAGUUGCUUCACCAAUCACUAUGGAUAAGACGUAUCAGCAAAGUUUCUUCGCCGAACUUAAAUCUACUUUCCAUAAGCUGUUCAAAUGCGUGAGAAAAGGUGAUCUUAUUCCUGUUUGUAUAGAUUCGGUGCUAUCGAAGACCAUGUUUGACGCAGGAGAUAAUGAAUCUACUGGCUUUGUAAUCCCAACAGGUGAUCCGGAUGCAGUAGCCUGGUUCAAAAUAGUUACCAUUGGCAGUGACAAUGGAGAAAACGAUCUUUUAUCCGAUCAAUAUGUAAUCGAUCCACUUAAGACCCGUAUGAUUUCAUCCGGUAUUGAAUCAAUCCGUCUCCCAGAAAACGGAUAUUCCCAAUGGGUAAAAUUUUUACAACUCCCAUCACCAUUUCCUUUUACAAAAGUCUCAAAAAAUGACCCAUCUGUCUUCCAGUAUGCAACAGAAUUAAGGAAGAUUGUUACUACUUGUCUUAAUUCUCGCAAUGCUAAACUUAAAACUUCCAUCUUAUUGAACUCAAUGUCUAGAGGUUUGGGUAAGACUUCUGUUGUGAGAGAUUUAUCGCUUAGUCUCGGAUUGAACCUUAUUGAAUUGGAUUGCUUUGAUAUCAUAAAUCCUGGUGCGGAGUUGAAGACAAUUGGUUUAUUGAAGGGUAAAAUUGAUAAAUUAAUCGAGAAUACCGAAGCAAACAAGGGGAGCUUUUACGUCAUUUAUUUGAAACAUAUUGAAAAUCUUUGUGUUAAAUCAAAUGAAAAUGAACAAGGAUCAAAUGUUACAACUUCUUUGUCGAUGAAGGUUGUACAGUUACUCCAAGAAUACUUGAACAAUAACUCUAACUUAAUAUUAAUUUCUAGCUGCAAUGAUGUGGACAAGUUGAAUGAAGGUUUGAGACUGAUGAUUAAAUUUCAAAUUGACUUUGGGGUGCCAUCUGAAAAGGAGAGAUUGGAGAUUUUCAGGUAUCUAAUUGAUACAGAAGUUACAGGUAGAGUAGUGGAGGAUAAUUCUGAGGAAUUCGAUGAAGAAGAUUUGGGUGAAGAAUUUCAAGAUGAUAUUGAUGAUGAUUUUUCAUUAUCCUCUUUAUCAUUUAGCAAGAGAGGUGACGUGACUUAUAAGGCCCUUGCUCUUCAGUCCGCAGGUCUUACACCAAGGGACCUCAUAUCUAUUCUCAAAAAUGCUAAAAGGUUGGUUAUUGCUCGCAUGAAGGAUGUAGCAGCAACUUUAAAUAUAUCCGUGAGACUGACUGUUGUCAUAGGAAAUGGUGGGUUACUUCAAUUAACCCCUGAAGAUUUUAAUAAAUCAAUAAACGAAGCAAGAAAUCAAUUCAGUGACUCUAUUGGUGCUCCUAGGAUCCCUAACGUCAAAUGGGAAGAUAUUGGAGGUUUGGACUUGGUUAAGGAUGAAAUUUUAGAUACUAUCGAUAUGCCAUUAAAGCAUCCAGAAUUGUUUAAUAAUGGUUUAAAGAAAAGGUCGGGUAUUUUAUUCUAUGGUCCACCGGGUACUGGUAAGACAUUGUUGGCUAAAGCAAUUGCUACCAACUUCUCGUUGAAUUUCUUCUCUGUGAAAGGACCUGAAUUAUUGAAUAUGUACAUCGGAGAAUCCGAAGCUAACGUGAGAAGAGUUUUUCAGAGAGCAAGGGACGCUAAACCAUGUGUCAUCUUCUUCGAUGAAUUGGAUUCUGUUGCACCCAAGAGAGGUAACCAAGGUGACUCGGGCGGUGUUAUGGAUAGAAUUGUAUCUCAAUUGCUAGCAGAACUCGAUGGUAUGAGUGGCGGGGGCGAAGGAAGUGGAGAUGGUGUGUUUGUAGUUGGGGCUACAAAUAGACCCGAUUUACUAGAUGAGGCUUUACUUAGACCGGGAAGAUUCGACAAGAUGCUUUACUUAGGUAUAUCGGAUACAAACGAAAAGCAAGCCAAGAUUUUGGAAGCCCUUACCAGAAAGUUUCAAUUAGCUGAUGAUGUGGACUUGAAUAAAAUUGCAGAAAAUUGUUCUUUCACUUUCACUGGUGCCGAUUUUUAUGCCCUCUGUUCUGAUUCCAUGCUUAAUGCUAUGACUAGAACUGCCAAUGAUGUUGAUCAAAAGAUAAAGAAAUUAAAUGCACAGCUUGCAGAAGAAGGGAAACCUCAAAUAUCCUCGCGUUGGUGGUUUGACAAUGAGGCUUCUGAAGAUGAUAUCAAUGUUUUAGUCACCAUGGAAGACUUUGAGAAGGCACAACUGGAAUUAAAUCCGUCGGUCAGUGCGGAAGAAUUGGAGCAUUACUUGAGAGUAAGGCAGAACUUCGAGGGAGGAAAGGAAAAGGCAAAGCAUCUGAACCAACAAGAAACCCAAGCUAAUGGAAAUGGCCACAUCGAAAAUGGAACAAUGCAUGACUUUAUAAAUAAAGUGCAAGAGCUUGUCGGAGAGCCAGUAGAUGGAAUUAGCGAUGCGAACGGUAAACCAAUUGCAGUUGAAAAUGGACUCAGCGAUCCAGAGGUUCACCAGUAA
Molecule: messenger RNA, 3660 nt
Organism: Dujonia railenensis
Lineage: Eukaryota; Fungi; Ascomycota; Pichiomycetes; Serinales; Debaryomycetaceae
Source: the annotation of a GenBank genome assembly